AUGGAGAGACGAAACAACGAGCUCAAGUUCGAGGAUUACGAGUCGGAUGAUCCCGAGAGAGCUCUAACAGGACGCCUGUUUUGGAAGCCCGAGAAAGACAUUGCCGCGAAUCUCCGGUUCAAAGACUUCCAAUGCAAAAUAUGCCGCGAGGACAUUGCAGAUCCAGUAGUGACGGCCUGCUGCGACAGUUAUGUUUGCCGAAAAUGCUGGACAGACGAUCUUCACACCUCAGACUUUGAUGGAAGUUUUCACAGCGACUGUCCGAUUUGUUUUAAAGCAGUUGAUUUCCAUAUUGAUUCGCCACAUGGCUUCUACCCUCGUUUUCCUCCUCCGCCAACAUUUUACGCCGCUUCGAAGUUUUUUCUGAAGAUGAUGAAUGCACGAAUGGUUCGAUGCUGCGAUACUGAGUGCAAGAUGGAAAUGAAGUUCGAAGAUUUCGACGAGCAUUGGGAAAAGUUCUGCAAAAGGCUUGUCAGAUGCGAUUUCUGCUUGACAGAAAGUCGAGUUCAGGACGGUCACCUUUGUCAACAAAAAUUUCGCGCGAAAAAGGAAGAGAUGAAAAAGGAACUUGAGGCUCAAAAACAAAAGUACAAGAACUUGAUUGAUCGACAAAGAAGACUCUUUUAUGAAGAAUUCGAAUUUGAUUGGGAAUUUUAA
Molecule: messenger RNA, 657 nt
Organism: Oikopleura dioica
Lineage: Eukaryota; Metazoa; Chordata; Appendicularia; Copelata; Oikopleuridae
Source: the annotation of a GenBank genome assembly